AUGCCAAACUUAAAGUGCGUCUUAAGAAAACCAAUUCAGCAUUCAGAAAACAAUUCAGAAUGGUACAAAGGAAAUCACUUCACUCCAUUCCCAACAUCAUCAAGCCACAGGAAAAAUCAACUCUACCAAAGCAAAAAUUCAAGCUUCUGUACAAAAAUGAAAAUGAUCGUCUUCCUUGCCUUUGCUCUCUUCUUCCAGGGAGCACUUGGGGAAUUAAUCUGUGAGGAAUUGCCAGUUGGAUUGUGUUCGUUCUCAAUCGCGUCCUCUGGGAAACGAUGCCUGCUAGAGACCUACGCAUCAAAUGAUGGAACUAUGGACUUCCAAUGCAAGACAUCUGAAGUGGUUGCUAUUAACUUGCACGAUUAUAUUGAGGCUGAUGAAUGCGUGGAUGUAUGUGGGGUUGAUAGGAAAUCUGUCGGGAUCUCAUCAGAUACCCUCCUCGACUCUCAGUUCACCGCCAAGCUAUGCUCCCCACAGUGUUACCAGAACUGUCCCAACAUUGUUGAUCUUUACUACAAUUUGGCUCUCGGAGAAGGCGCAUUUUUACCUGAUCUGUGCAAAUCUCAAAGAGCAAAUUCACGUCGUUCAAUGGCUCAGAUUCAAAGUUCUGGUACAGCUUUUGGCCCUAUUUCUGCGGCUGCUGGUCCAAUGUCUGCCGCUGCUCCUUUUCCUUCUCCAUCUUCAUCUCAUGAUUGUGCUCCAGCUCCAAUGUAAAUACAUCCCUAUUUGAUAUGCAGUAUUGGAUAGGAAUAGAUAAUAUAAUGAACAAGAUUUUAGUUUAUUUUUGUUCAUAUCUAAAACUAUCCAAUCCUCUUACCGAACAUGGCA
Olea europaea var. sylvestris is the source of this 828-nucleotide messenger RNA. RefSeq lists its product as uncharacterized. NCBI's taxonomy places the organism in Eukaryota, Viridiplantae, Streptophyta, Magnoliopsida, Lamiales, Oleaceae. The coding region runs from base 1 to 714 and encodes 237 amino acids. The record is from RefSeq and is a predicted model, not a curated record. The transcript has 4 exons.